Molecule: messenger RNA, 1441 nt
Organism: Andrographis paniculata
Lineage: Eukaryota; Viridiplantae; Streptophyta; Magnoliopsida; Lamiales; Acanthaceae
Product: transcription initiation factor TFIID subunit 8-like
Exons: 2
Coding region: 231-1187 (318 amino acids)
Cellular component (GO): transcription factor TFIID complex
Molecular function (GO): protein heterodimerization activity
Source: RefSeq, a predicted model, not a curated record
UUUUUCCAUCUCUCGCCGCCACAUUCAUCGUUGUUCUUGGGAAGGUUUUUGGAUUCCGAAUACUGCUUCUUCAAUUUGAUUCCCGCGAAGAUUUUCAUAGUGUUCUUUGGAGGAACUCGGGCGUUGAUAAUUAUUCCGAAGAUUGAUUGGAUUGGACCCAAUUUUGUUCGAUUGAACGAACCCUAGGUGUCUCAGGGUUAAAAUAACUUGAUUAUGAAGUGUUGUUGAAUAUGAGCGAUGGAAGUGGGAAGAGCAGUGCAAAGAUCUUGAAUGGGAAAGGAAACUCCGAAUCAAAGAGGGAACAAAGAAACGAAUACCCUCAGGCUAUUGCCAAAGUGGCUGUGGCUCAGGUUUGUAAGAGCUUAGGGUUUCAGGUCGUCCAGCAAACUGCAUUGGAAACGCUGGCGGAAAUUGGAACUCGGUACAUUACAGAAGUCGGGAAAGUAGCUCAAUCUUCUGCCAAUUUGGCUAACAGGAGUGAGUGCAAUGUGUUUGAUGUGAUUCAGGGGUUGGAGGAUUUGGGAUCUAUACAAGGUUUUCCGGGUAGUUCGGAUGUUAGCCAUUCCCUUUCGCUGUCGGGAGUGAUUGGGGACAUGAUUCGGUAUGUCUUCAAAGCAGAGCAAAUUCCGUUUGCGCACUCAGUGCCAUCUUUUACAUCUUUUCUGGUUGUUAAGAAGAGGAAAAUCGGCACAACUUUUGCACGAGUAGAGGAAAUUCGGUACGAUAAACAUAUACCUCAUUGGAUGCCCAAGUUUUCUGAUUGCAAGGCCUUUUUAAGUCCCGGAAAAGGGAAUGCCUCGGAUGUAGACAUGGUUAGCAAAAUUGACCUGUCGAAUGGCCAUCGUAAAAAUCAGAAGAACUUUAACGGAUCUAAAGAAGGCAGUGUGGAAGAUUGGGGCUCGAGCAAUCCCUUUCUUGCUAAGCCACUUCCGUUUGGAGUAAUGGAGGUUUCUUUGCCUGUUGUCCCGAGUAAGCUUGUGGAUGAGGAUACGGAAUACCAUCGAAGUUGUGAAGUUACAGAGAAUCUUGUUUUACAAUCGGAGCCGUCUGCCAAUGGAAGUGAUAAGGGUAAUGUUAUAUUGAAUGGAAGGCCUGGUGUACAUUUUAAGUUUAGGGAACCUAAAAAACUUGCCGGCAUUGAGAAAAUUUCUCUCUGGUUUGGCGACUAUGAAGAUGGAAUUGAUUAGAGGAGGAUGAAACCGAGAGGGUUCUUUUGUGAAAUACAAGGAGUCUAGCGAAAGCAUGUCCUCGUCGGGUUAGAUGUUUUAAUUAUCUAAGUGAAUUUUUGUUCGAUGUUUGUUCUUAUUUGAGGGUAGAAUCUCUCUGUGUUCUUAUUUUUGAUAAGCUCUUUAGGCAGGUAGUUUUUGGUUUAUUUAUCAAAGUUUUGUUAUCGAUAUAUAUAUAUAUUUCAUGAAUGGAAUCAAAAUCUCUGUUCUUGGUA